Molecule: messenger RNA, 3462 nt
Organism: Cephus cinctus (wheat stem sawfly)
Lineage: Eukaryota; Metazoa; Arthropoda; Insecta; Hymenoptera; Cephidae
Product: zinc finger and BTB domain-containing protein 4
Exons: 4
Coding region: 208-861 (217 amino acids)
Source: RefSeq, a predicted model, not a curated record
GCCCAGCUAUAUUCAAUAUGGCCGCUACUCGUGAGGAAGUCAAUCACGUAUUGUGCUUCGUCGAAUAAGUUUUUCGUUUCUGCGCGCUUGCAUACUUCGUGGAUUGACUAUUUUUCAAUUAACCGAGGAGCCACUUUUAUCUUUCUUCGACGACCUCGUAACGAAAAAUCUGUCAAGCUGGCGCCCUUCAAGCUUCGCUUUUCGAAAAUGUCGAAAUCGCGCAACGGCGGCUCCGAGGGAAGUCGCAGCAAUAGCGUCGAGUGCGACGAAGCCAAUCAGCAACAGAUCAAUAUUCAAUCAUUGGUCAAUUCGGCGAGCAGACCGGAAACGCCUGGUACGGAGAAUGACAGUUUGGCGGUAGGCGUCGACCGAAUCGUAGCGGAUUCAGCACCGCCGUCCUACGAGCACGCGAUCGAGGAGACAAGACUGGCGCAGUACGCAUCGAAUCCAUUGGACCACAAGGGAGAGGACAGGGAGAAGGAGAAGAAGGAGGAGGAAGAAGAGGAGGACCAAGAGGAAGAAGGAGAGGACAGUAGAGGAGACGAUAAGAAGCAAAGUGAAGAGGAACGAAAUCCAGAAGGAGGUGGGCCUGGCGGUGGUGGUAAUUCCCAGAGGAGGACUCCGGUAAAAGGGCCGGAAAUACUUCACAAAUCAAGCAAAGAAUUGUACAGGGCUGUUGCCAAGCAAUGGGGAAUAACUUGCAAGAUGAGUGAUCGGUGCAGAUGUUUCGAUUGUCAGGGCCGUUAUUUCGACUGUGAUAACGAAAGAGACCAACAGCAGAAGAGCGACGGUGGCCUUGGUACGAUUACACCUGUAUAUCUAUCAGAAGUGAUGCACGGUACAGCCUGCUUGCUAUUGUAAGUAAGUAAAAUAGAAAUUAGUCGAUAUCAAUGUCGUAUGGCGUAAUCGCACGAAGAACGAGAGUCUGAAGAUGGGAAUGAAAGAGAAGAAGAAACAAAGAAAAAGGAAGAGGAAGACAAAGGAAAGGAAGAAAUUCGUAACGUACCUGGAAGUCAUAGGGGGUUGGAAGGUAAUGAAAGAUAUUCAUGAAAAAGAAAGGACAGGAUAUGAAUCAAGAUUGUGAUCGAUUAUCGGUAUCUCGAAGGACCUGAUACUAUUAUUCCGGAAGUGGGAACACAGUUAUUGGAAUAGAACGAUCAUAAUGAUCAGUGAUGUAAUAGUAACGUAAUCACGGAUUGACCAGGAGUUAUCGUGUCUGUCUGCGGUACAUAGAGAUGAUAUUUUAUCUAAUGCAUUAAACUUAAAUGUUAAAUGUGUUCUAGCUACAGUACGUACUUGAUUCGGCAUAUCUGACUAAAGAAAUUCCCUAGGAUUACCACCGGUGAACCCCGAGUGGCGGUAAAUGAAUUUCCCUAUGUUUCGAGGCUGUUGAAAAGUUAGUAUGAUACAGUUAUUGGAGUCACAGUCAGUGUCUGGUAUUGUCUGAUUAAAAUUUUUGGAGCUGAUAAAUGUCAUGGUUUUUGUUUUCUAGUAUUGUUGGACAUUUUCUAAUGCUAUAAAUUCCCUAUAAGGCUCAAGUGAAUGUAUUGUUUAAAUGGCUACCUUAAAAGCUGAACUCAAAACGAUUGAAAGUAUUGUCUGAGCGUCGUGUCGAUCGUCUAUUUCGUUGGACAGCUCGUAACAUUCGUUAUGUACUAUUCUCGUCGCGAUAUGUAACAGAUAUAUACGUAAGUAUACAGGGUGUCAAAUUUUAACUUAGACACUGCAAUAUCUCCAAAGCAAGGAGUUUUCGGAAAAAAUGUUUGAGAAAAAAUUGUUCGGGCUCGAAGAGGGCCAUCUAGUGAGAUACCUGAAUUUUUGGCCUAGGGCCUGUGUUGGGUACUAUGAGGCUCAAGUCCAUUUUUUAAAAUGAGAACCACUAUUUUUUAUUGCAAAUUCGUGUUGUAUAAAAAAAUAAAAAAAGUUUUCUUCUCAAUCAUUUUUCGGAAAACUCUCUGCAAUAGACGCAAAAGGCCCUCGAAGUUCAAUUCUGUAAUACGUUACAAAUUUCGGUUUCUUGUUAGCGAUAAUAGUGACAUGGACUGGUAAUUUGAUAUUGCAGUGUCUACGUUAAAACGGGACACCCUGUAUACUCAGUUUAUAAAUAGAGCAAUUAAUAAGAAGUUGCAAUUUGAGUAUGAUAAAAAAAAAUGGAUGAAAAUAAGUCGAUAACUAGGGCGGGAAUUUCAAAAUUGCUAGAUUAAAAAAAAAUGAUUUAACGAGGAAACAAGUGAAAAGAUAAAAUGGAGUCGCGUUGGCAGGCAACGAUGUACCUGCGAAGUUAUCUUACCACUCGUACGUAAAUUCUUGUAUGGAUUAAUAAGGGAUGCUGCAAGAUGCAGAUCUGCAUCCGAAUGGACAAGUGCAAUUGAUUCGAUCAUACGCACAAUAUCUGUCGAGUAUCUGUAAAACACUGUGUAAUGGCUUCGAUGACUUUUUGUAAUGAGAUACCGUGUAUAGUAUAAUGUCUAUACGUGUAAUCAUUAAUGGAUGUAAUACGUACAUUGGAAACACGCGAAAUAUUGUCAUUAUUUUAUAUAGCCGACGAACGUCACGGGCCGAUAAUUCUAAAUGGCCUAAAACACGUGUUUGCUCUGACAACCGAAAACAAAAAUUUGUUCCUGAUAAUAAGUAGCCUUUUCCAAUAUUCAAUAAUCGAGUCAAUGAUUAGACUACGAUUGUGAGCAUGGAUCUCUAUACAUAUAACCCUAGACAUAUGUAUAGGUCUUGUAUUACGAAUUAUUGCAUAUGGCCGAGAGGCGUUACUCGUGCAAUUGAAAUAUCCAACUCGUAUCUUCCUCCUGUGUACUGGAAAGCAGGUUAAUUAAAAAUAUUAAAGUCAGGUAUGAAAAGUAUGGCCUCCAAAAUGCGAAUUUUCUUAGUAAUGACAGAAGAAUGGAUGACGGGUGUAUUUGAUGAUUGGAGCGUCGAAGGAGACAGUUGUACAGUUGGAAUGAGAGAGAAAGCUAUGGAAUAAAAGGGGUGGAAGAGGGGUGGAAAAUUGGGAACUGAGUAUCGUUAAGAAAAAUCUUCUACCGUGAGAGAGUCGAGUAUUUCGACGUGGGAGAAUCAUAGCGAGUGUACCUAAAAUAUUUUUUGUACGAUUGUGUUCUUCAUUCAUGCUUAUGUUCAGUACGACUAGAAUGAUUCGUGGGACGAUUACUUUGAUCAAUGACCAUUAUUUUCUCAUGUAAGAAAUGGCGUGAGUCACGUGAUAAGAAAAUAAUUUUUGUUUAAAUCUAUUUUGGAUCCCACUAGUUUAUUGCGUUUCUUAAAAUUAUUGUAUUUUAUUUUGAGAAAUUUUUAGGACACUCCUUUUCGAGUAACAUAACGUCCAUUAUAAGUUGGACACUGCGAAGUCAACGAACUGCUAAUCGACGCCGAAUAAAGUGUUAAGUACGAAAUGAUGAUAGGGUGAAUAAAAAAAAGAAAAGAAAAAAAAAGGAAAAGAAUAGUUGAACG